Molecule: messenger RNA, 2622 nt
Organism: Fimicolochytrium jonesii
Lineage: Eukaryota; Fungi; Chytridiomycota; Chytridiomycetes; Spizellomycetales; Powellomycetaceae
Product: Sas10 C-terminal domain-containing protein
Exons: 4
Coding region: 272-2539 (755 amino acids)
Biological process (GO): maturation of SSU-rRNA from tricistronic rRNA transcript (SSU-rRNA, 5.8S rRNA, LSU-rRNA)
Cellular component (GO): nucleolus; small-subunit processome
Source: RefSeq, a predicted model, not a curated record
GCGAGACCCAGAACAUACUUUACACUUAGCGGCAUCGACAAAGCACUUACUGCGUCCCUCCUGCGAAAGGAAGCUGAGCUUAUAUCGUUUUUCUGUCUCACGGAGCAGGCCCCCGACCGGAUUCGAAACUAGUGGUUGACGUUUGCUUUCCCUGGCCGUCGGAAGCCAUUAUUUGUCACAGACCCACCCGUGGAGGUGAACUCUUAGCAAGCCGCCUAUCACAACCUCUAACAGCCGCCUGAAAUCCCUUCGCCAAAAAAACGCAAACAAAAUGGCGCGGAAAAAGGGUGGAAGGAACAAGCUCAACCGGCCGAACACCGCGUCCAGAGACGAAAUGGAGGACUACAAAGUCGGAGCGUCGGCUGACUUGGAAAACGUCGGUCUCGACUCGGAGGAUGAGUUUCAUCAACAGCGGGAGUCUAUCUCCAUAGAUGAUGCCAAGUUGUACCAAAGGCGCAGGCGCGGACAAGACGAGGACGAGGAGGCCGACGAAGACGUUUUCGGGUUGGGGCUGGAAGACUCUGACGAUGAGGACGACGAGGAUGACGAGGAUGAGGCUCUGCUAAAAAAGCUGCAGAUGGGGCUGAAAGGCGGUGCAGGUCUUGACAGCGACGAUGACGUCUAUGGUCAGGAGGAAGAUGAAGCUGAAGCAGCCGGGAAGACAUCGAAGAAGAAGGGUGCAAAUGCCGAUGAAAUGGAUGAAAGGGCAUGGGGAAAGUCGAGGAAGAUGUACUAUGACGCGAACGAUGCCACGGAUGAGGAGGACGCGAAAGCUGAAGAGGAGGAAGCGCUUCGAUUGCAACGUCUCCGAGUGAGCCAGAUCCGGGAAGAGGAUUUUUUGGAUGACUUUGGCGACAGCUUUGCGAAGCGAGUCGCAGGCGAGACUACAACCGAAGCGACACCCGUUACAAUGGACGAGGACGAUUUAGAUCAUCUUGGACUAUCCUCAUCUUUCCCGCUCAACCUACUUCCUUCCGCAUUGACGGAAGUGGAGGUCGUUUCGAAGGACACUAGCUCCUUGCCUCAGGAGGAGCUUGUAAAGAUUGCGGAAGCUAGCAUUCCUGACAUUGUCGGCUUGCUUGCUGAAUUCCGGGAACGAUGGGAGGAGUGUCGGGAGGUCGUCGGGCCAACCCUGAAAUGGAGCUGCAAGCCAGAAGACGGCUCCAUCAAAUCGGGUAUUGCUCGGGCAAGAGAGUACUUGGAACUUAAAUACCGUCUGUUGGUGACAUAUUCCACAAAUGUGGCCUUCUACCUGUCAUUGCGCGCAAACCCGCCAGCUGGUGUCAACGUCCAAUCUCACCCAGUUGUCCAAUCACUUGUUCAGUUACGUGAGUUACUGGCGAAUCUCGAAGCCCGGGUCGAAGGAAAGGUGGAUUCCGACGAUGAUGAAUCGAGUGAAGCUGACAGCGAUGAAGACGCCGCAGCGCAAAGGAAGAGGAGAAAGAGGAGGAGAAAGGAGAAGAGGCGCUUGCGUCGGGGCAUGCCAGAUUUGCAGGCCGACAUCGAGGCUCUGAUAAGCGGUGAGGUUGAGGUCGAGGAGCUCGAAGUGGAAGAGCAGGAAGAUGCGGACGAAGGGCUCGAAGAGGAGUCCGAGGAAUUCGAAGCACCAAAAACGAAGCUAGCGAAGAAGACGAAGGCUGCACGGGAGGUGAAUGGAAAGAAGUCGGCGAAGCAGUACGAGAUACCGGAGGAAUCCUACGUGCCAAUCGGAAAGGACAAGAAGAAGAAGUCUGUCCAGGCUAAAGCCGCUCGUCAGAUCGCCAACGACUUUGGGGAAUCGAAUGAGAUUGAUGAACUGGACAUCGAUGACAAGAUCGCGCGGAAGAGGAGUCUCAAGUUCCAUGUGACAAAAGUUGACCAGGCUAUCACGGCACGGCAAAAGCGGCUUGCCCGCAACGCCGGAGGUGACGAUGACAUCCCCUACCGCGACAAAUUCGGCAAGCUCAUCAUCCCCGGAGCGGAACAGCCCGAAACGAAAGCCGUCCAACCGUCACGCCUGUUUGGAAAGCCAGACGACCUAGAGAACAACUCGGACAACGAGGGUGCCGACAUGGGCGGCCUCGAUAACGGCUUCGGUGAGAUGCCUGACUUUGACAAGGAAGCGCCGGCAAAGGGACGCAAGCGCACUCGCGGCGAUGACGCCGAGGAAGAUGAUGCGCCAGAAGUGGAUGAAGACGCUCUUGCAUAUUACGAGAACAUCGCAUCUGCGAAGAAACAGAAGAAGAGUGAGAAGGACGACAGGAUACGGGUCGAGAAGGAAGUCGCAGCCGAAAUGUCGAGAUUCGACGAUCCCGAUGCCAUGGAAGAAACCCGCAAACGACCUGCGACCUACAAGAUCCUCUCCAACAAGGGUCUCACCCCCUACCGUCCGAAAGAAGCGCGCAACCCACGUGUCAAGAAGCGCAUGCGUUUCGAGCAAGCACAAAAGAAACUCAAGAGUUUCAAGAGAGUGGUGCAGAAGGAGAGCAAGGCUGGCUAUGCGGGAGAAACGACCGGUAUCAAGAAGGAUUUGGCCAGGAGUGUGCGGUUCGCCAAAUGAGUGGGGAUGGGAGUAUGGUAACCUGCUAGGUUCUUAUUCAUUGUUCAUAUACAUAGACGCAUCAUCUGUAGCUAUCAUUCGAG